Molecule: messenger RNA, 2099 nt
Organism: Triticum aestivum (bread wheat)
Lineage: Eukaryota; Viridiplantae; Streptophyta; Magnoliopsida; Poales; Poaceae
Product: probable L-type lectin-domain containing receptor kinase S.5
Exons: 4
Coding region: 298-2034 (578 amino acids)
Biological process (GO): protein phosphorylation
Molecular function (GO): carbohydrate binding; ATP binding; protein kinase activity
Source: RefSeq, a predicted model, not a curated record
CUUCGGUAUAAAACCGAUAACCGCACCGAAUAAUUGGUUAACCGAAUUUUCGGUUAUCUAUUAUUUGGUGUCAUUUUCGGUUUUUGGUUUUCCUAACCGAAUUGAAAAAAAUACCGAACGGUAGAAACCGAAUUUUCGGUUUAUACCGAACGCCCACCCCUAGGCAGAACCUCAACCUGCAGUUGCUUGCAGUUCACUUAUCCCAGCUUCAACACAGGCAACAGGGAUGAUUUCAGCUUCAGCCCGGGCUCAGCAAUCUCAAACAACUCCCUGCAGAUCACGCCGAGCAAUGGGAACAUGAGCCACAAGUCGGGGAGAGUGGUGUACGCCAAGGAGACCCUUAAGCUGUGGAACGCCAAGCGCACGGCGCUCACCUCCUUCCGGACGGAGUUCGUGCUCAACAUCAUCCCGCAGGGCGGCGGCCUGAAUGGGAGCGGCACCGGAGAAGGCAUGGCCUUCUUCCUCACCAACAAUCCUUCGUUGCCCAGCGACAGCAGCGGGCAGUGGCUCCGCCUGACCAACAACAAGACCGACGGCGCGCCGGCGAACCGGAUCGUCGCGGUGGAGUUCGACACGCGGAGGAGCUUCGAGGCCGAGAUGGACGGCAACCACGUCGGCCUCGACCUCAACAGCGUCAGGUCCGUCGGGCAGUCCCCUCUUAGCAACCUCUCCUUGGAUCUCUCCAGCGGGUCAGACUUGAAGGUCACGCUCGCGUACGACGGCGCGGUUUUGAGCACCGACGUGCUGCAGAUGGGGAGGAUCUUCUCCAACGACCUGUACAUCGACCUGUCGCGGUAUCUGCUGGACAACAUCUCCGUGGGUUUCGCGGCUUCCACCGGCGAGUUCGCGGAGCUGAACCAGGUCAAGUCUUGGAAUUUUACCACGUACGACAACGCGACGGCCGGAGAUGACGGGGGGUAUGUGAGGAGGCGCCAGAAGCUGUUUCUCGCCGUGUUGAUCCCGCUCACCGUAGGCGUGAUGCUCAUGGCCUUGUUCGUCUGGUGGAGGCUGACGCGGCAGGCGAGGCUGGCGUACCGCAACCUCGAGAAGAUGAUCGAUGCCCAUGGCCCCGUCAGGUUUAAGCUCAGGGAGCUCAGGAACGCGACCAGGGACUUCGGCGAUGGCCGUAAGCACGGCCGAGGCGGCUCCGGCACCGUUCUUACGCACCGGGGUCGCGUUAUCCUGGCGCUUGGGCAUAGUUCUAUGGAUGAGCUCCGAGGCGGCGUUCCCAAGGAGUGCGAGCACGGCCGCGCCUGCGCCGCUCCGUCGGACGACCACAUAUGCCCACAUGUAUCUGUCCUUAUCUGGAGUCUGGACAAGCAGCAGACGCCUGGAACAACGGACCGGGGUGCUGAAGCUCCGCUGAAUGAUUUCGCCGUUUACCUCGGGUAUCUGAGGAGGAUGGGCAUGGAAGUGGCCGUGAAGCGGGUGUCUACGAACGUCAACUCCAACCGCGGCGAUAAGGAGUUCGUGGCGGAGGUGAACACUAUCAGCAAGCUCUCGCACCGGAACCUCGUGAAGCUGAUCGGCUGGUGCCACAAGAAGGGCGAGCUGCUUCUCGUCUACGAGUACUUUCCCAUGGGCAGCCUCGACAAGCUCCUUUACGCCAGAGAAAGAACAGCGUCGUCGUCGUCCAUGUCGUCAUCGACGGACACCCCGGAGCUCACAUGGGAGCGGCGGUACAAGAUCAUCCACGGCGUGGCGUCUGCGCUGGAUUACCUUCACCACGGGAGCAGCAAGCGGAUCCUGCACAGGGAUGUCAAGGCCAGCAACGUGAUGCUGGACACCGAGUACAACGCGCGGCUGGGGCAUUUUGGCCUCGCCCGUGUCAUCCAGCACGACGGCGUCACGCACCACUCCACGCAGGUCGUGGCCGGAACCCGCGGCUACAUGGCAUACGAGAGCUUCUUCACCGGCCGCGCCAGCCUUGACACGGACGUGUACGCGUUCUGGGUCUUCGUCAUGGAGGUUGUCAGCGGGCGGAUCCCCAGUGUUAGACUGUAUAUAUACGUAGCCUCUAUAUAUCUGUUGUAACAUUGUAUUGUACCUCUUGGUACUUUUAUAUAAUAAGAUAGCCACACUCCGUUUAGGGUGUCGAA